Molecule: messenger RNA, 1768 nt
Organism: Mercurialis annua (annual mercury)
Lineage: Eukaryota; Viridiplantae; Streptophyta; Magnoliopsida; Malpighiales; Euphorbiaceae
Product: pachytene checkpoint protein 2 homolog
Exons: 14
Coding region: 189-1619 (476 amino acids)
Biological process (GO): meiotic recombination checkpoint signaling; reciprocal meiotic recombination
Cellular component (GO): nucleus; chromosome
Molecular function (GO): ATP hydrolysis activity; ATP binding
Source: RefSeq, a predicted model, not a curated record
UUGCACAAAUUGUAAUUACACACAUUCAUAAUUAAUUUUCCCGCCUUGCCUUUCAAAAGUAAAACAAUUCCUCCUUUCCUCUUCUCUAUCUUCUCUGUACUGAUUUAGGGUUUACUAGUUUGUUUGCCUCUUCACCAUCAUCACUCGUCGCCAUAUGUAAUCGCUAAACCCUAACAUCGCCGCUGAAGAUGACAACUCCUAUGGAAAUGGAAAUAUCUACCAUAAACCCUACUAUUACUGAUGAAACCUCCCUCAUUUGCCACCAAAACGGUGUCGUUGAAGUGCCCCUACAGCCACCGCAACCGCAACCGCAACCAACACCACCACCACCUCCCCCUCCUUCCACCCUACGCAACGAUAAAAUUCUCGUUUCUGUUGAAGUUUGCUUAAAACCGUCGAGCACAGCUCGAGUUGAAGACAUCCGAUCCGCCGUUGAACGAAUGCUUGAGAAAAGGAGUUUAAGCUAUGCCGAUGGACCUAUUCCAGUGCCUGUUCAUGAUUCGUUUCUUUCAGAGAACGUUCAAAGAAUCUCAAUUUGUGACACUGAUGAAUGGACAAAGAAUCACGACAUUCUUUUAUUCUGGCAAGUCAAACCCAUUGUACAUGUCUUUCAGCUUAGUGAGGAAGGACCAUGUGAGGAUUUAAGUGGGGAUGGUCAACUUUCUAGCUUCAAUGAAUGGAUUCUUCCCGCUAAGGAAUUUGAUGGCAUGUGGGAAAGUCUUAUUUAUGAAACCGGUCUCAAGCAAAGGCUAUUGCGUUAUGCGGCGAGUGCACUUCUCUUUACUGAGAAGGGUGUUGAUCCUUUCUCUAUUUCAUGGAAUCGCAUUGUUCUUCUACAUGGACCUCCAGGGACUGGUAAAACAUCUUUAUGCAAAGCAUUGGCUCAAAAGCUAUCAAUCCGAUUCAAUUCCAGAUUUCCUCAGUGCCAAUUGGUUGAAGUAAACGCUCAUUCAUUAUUUAGCAAAUGGUUCUCUGAAAGUGGCAAACUGGUUGCAAAACUCUUCCAGAAAAUUCAAGAAAUGGUGGAGGAAGAAAACAAUCUGGUAUUUGUUUUGAUUGAUGAAGUGGAAAGCCUUGCUGCCGCCAGAAAAGCUGCUAUAUCUGGUUCUGAGCCUUCUGAUUCUAUUCGAGUUGUCAAUGCACUGCUAACCCAGAUGGACAAGCUGAAAUCCUCACCGAAUGUGAUUAUUUUGACUACCUCCAAUAUAACUGCUGCUAUUGAUGUUGCAUUUGUGGAUCGAGCUGAUAUCAAAGCAUAUGUUGGUCCUCCAACUCUUCAAGCUCGUUAUGAGAUUCUACGAUCCUGCAUGCAUGAACUAAUACGAAAGGGAAUCAUAUCAAAUUCCCAGGACCCUGAUCACCUCAUGCUUCCAGAUUACUCAACCUUGAAAGAUAAAAUGAAUGGACUUGCUAUGCAAGAAGAACCGACACCAAUAAACUUGUCCAAACAAUUGCUUGGAGCUGCAGAAGCAUGUGAGGGGCUUAGUGGAAGAUCAUUGAGAAAACUCCCAUUUUUGGCACAUGCAGCUCUUUCAGACCCAUAUAGCUGUGAUUUUAGUAAGUUCUUGGCAACAAUGAUUGACACAGCAAGGAGGGAGCGGUCUGAGCUACUUGAGUGAAUCUCAUUUCUACAUGUAAAUUGUAAAAGAUUAAUCGUAAUUAGAAGGAAAUUUAUAUGCCAUUUGUGUCGAACAUCCUGAUAACUAGAUGUUUGUAAUUGGUUCAAUUGUACUUGCAAUAUAAUAUGCUCAUACAAAGUUGGCUUGUA